GACAUGUGUCGCAAUCUCAUUCUCACACAGGAAAGAAAAAGAGAGAGUGGGUGAGUGUGAGAGAGAGAGAGAGAUAGAGAGAGAGAGAGAGAUUGCAGUUUAUAAAAGCCAGCAGGCACUCCCUCUAUCUGUAUCUGCUGCUCCAUUGCUCCCACGUACAGCGCGAAUAAAGGAGCUCAUCUCCUGCUUGACCAUCGGCACAAUGGCAGCGAACCAGUCUGUGAGCAGCUCCAGCAGCAUUUGGGACUCGGACGUUUCGAGAGGAAUCCAAUUUACAGUCACUCUCGUCAUCUUCCUGGUGGGCGUACCGCUGAACGGCCUGGUGGUUUGGGCGCUUGGGUUUCGGAGCCGUCGGAUCCGGAUGCGCAGGGGCAGCGGCGAGGAGACGCGUGCGGCCAGCAGCUUCAGAGUCUACGUGCUGAACCUGGCCCUGGCCGACUUGGUGCUCCUCCUGCGGACCCCCCUCAUGUUGGGCUAUCUGAUUAACUACAGCUGGCCAUUCGGAGAGGUCUUCUGCCACGUGAUCAUGUUCCUUCGAGGGCUGGGAUUGUACGCCUCCGCUUUCCUGCUCUGUGCUGUGGCCCUGGAGCGAUGCUUGUGUCUGCUGAGGCCCGUGUGGGCUCGACUGAAAAGGCCUUACUGGGCCGUUCCUCUGGUCUGUGGCAUCUUGUGGACAAUGGCCACUGGUCUGUCUGCCCCGUACCUUUAUUUCGCUGUCCUGCAAGAAUUCAAAAACGGAACGUACCACUGCCUGGAGAGCGGAGGCUUCAACAUGGGUUUGUUUGUUACGGAAACUGUGGCAGGUUUCAUGUUGCCCCUGCUUGUGUUCCUGGGAAGUAACCUGGCAGUCUUCCUUACUCUUAAGCAAUCAGUGCCCUUAACACCAACCUCCCCCACCUCCCCGUCAAUUGCUCGUAAGAUGACUAGGAUGUACCAAGUGCUCUUCAUCACCAUGCUCCUUUUCCUCACCUGCUGGGUGCCCUAUUUUGUUUGUCGGUUCUUGCAGGCCUUGUCCAUUGGAAACCCCAAAUUAUCUAAAAAUGCAUUUUAUGGCAAAUACAUAUCGCUGUACUUGGUGUACAUAAAAUGCGCCCUCAACCCCGUGCUGUACGUGUUUGCUGCCAGAGGCUUAGGACGGGCUAUCAAAGCUUCACUCCUUUCCACAGUCGAACGGCUUUUCAACGACGAGUCAUCAGAGUCCAUACGAAGGAAGUCACUCAAGAACUCGCAAAUGUAGCACAAAUAUCUCAUCCGAGUAAGAAUAAGUGUAAAUAAAACACAUUAUUAAAGUUUAUGUAAAUAUGUUAUGUUCCCCAAUAGGUUUGUAAGUGACAGGAAAUUAAGAAGUUGGUGACGUUCUGUUCUUCAGAGUGAUCGUGAAUGUAUUUCAGUUUGAUUGCACACAUUUUUUGUUAUUUUGUAUUAAACAAGCACUUUGUACAGAAAGCACAAUAAAGUUUACUUUAAAGACA
Molecule: messenger RNA, 1472 nt
Organism: Mugil cephalus (flathead mullet)
Lineage: Eukaryota; Metazoa; Chordata; Actinopteri; Mugiliformes; Mugilidae
Product: C5a anaphylatoxin chemotactic receptor 1
Exons: 3
Coding region: 203-1237 (344 amino acids)
Biological process (GO): inflammatory response; positive regulation of cytosolic calcium ion concentration; phospholipase C-activating G protein-coupled receptor signaling pathway
Cellular component (GO): plasma membrane
Molecular function (GO): complement component C5a receptor activity; G protein-coupled receptor activity
Source: RefSeq, a predicted model, not a curated record